CCCUCAAACAGAGUGCAGUCACGCUCUUCUUUGCUCACCUCGUCACUGAAGGUGAUGGAGGAGCAGCUCACCUUUGGUCCCGUCUUUAAUCUUUUGUUCCUUCAUGCAGACCUGCCCCGAGUGGGAAUGUCCUCACGCCCUCCAGUGACUCAGCAGCAGCUAUGAAAGACCUCGGCGCCAUCUCCAUCCCACACACCAGCCUCCAACCUCCACCUGACAUCUCCACGCCGCUCCGAGCUGCUUUGACGCCUCCUCCAGCCAUGUCGGCCUCGCUCGUCCUCCUGCUGCUGCUCCCCCUGGUCUCUGCUCAGACCUUCGGCUGGGGUCCCUGCAAGACCCCGGAGGUCCAGGCCAACUUCACCCUGGAGGAGUUUGCAGGGAGCUGGUACCUGGUGGAGAAGCUGCCGGCGUUCUUCGCUCCGGGAAAAUGCAUCCGGUCCAACCUGACGCUGAUGGAGAACGACACCGUCCACGUCACAAGCUCCCACUUCUUUUUUGACCGAGAGUGGCGGUUUGAGGGAGUCCUGGUCACGCCUGACGGAGACGAGCCGGCCAAACUGGCCGCUCACUUCUUCAAAUUCGCCCCCUCCAUGCCGGACUGGGUCCUGGCCACAGACUACACCGACUACUCCGUGGUCUACUCCUGCAUGGACUUCUUCCACGCCUUCCACCUGGAAUACGCCUGGAUCUUCUCCCGCUCGCCCUCCCUGUCCCCAGAGACCCUCCGGCACUGCGAGGAGAUCCUGGACCGGGAAGGAAUCGACACCUCCAGGCUGCAGGAGGUGGAGCAGGACUGCACGGAUGUGCCAAAGAAAAGCUUCAGCUACUGAAGGGCAGCAGCUGGGAGUGGAGCCACCCUUAAAUGUUGACUUUGGAAAUGAUUCAGAGAUUUCUGGGGCAUCUGGGGAUUUCAUCACGCAGAGAUGAAAACAAAAAACAUUUGUUUAAUUUAAUCAUUUGUGCACAAAAGCCUUAAGCUAUCAAUCAAAAAUCGGAUUGAAAUGAAUAAAAUGUUUCUGUUCUUGAACCUUUUGUGGAAUAAAAGUGGCUCAGAGAG
This is a messenger RNA of Oryzias latipes (Japanese medaka), 1057 nucleotides long. RefSeq names its product apolipoprotein D. Gene Ontology annotation, cellular component: cytoplasm. Gene Ontology annotation, molecular function: lipid binding. The record is from RefSeq and is a predicted model, not a curated record. Gene Ontology annotation, biological process: response to reactive oxygen species; tissue regeneration; lipid transport. NCBI's taxonomy places the organism in Eukaryota, Metazoa, Chordata, Actinopteri, Beloniformes, Adrianichthyidae.